This is a messenger RNA of Manis pentadactyla (Chinese pangolin), 6033 nucleotides long. RefSeq names its product neuropilin 2 (gene NRP2). The record is from RefSeq and is a predicted model, not a curated record. The transcript is spliced from 16 exons. Gene Ontology annotation, biological process: angiogenesis; axon guidance; vascular endothelial growth factor signaling pathway. Gene Ontology annotation, molecular function: semaphorin receptor activity; vascular endothelial growth factor receptor activity. Gene Ontology annotation, cellular component: membrane. NCBI's taxonomy places the organism in Eukaryota, Metazoa, Chordata, Mammalia, Pholidota, Manidae. Bases 147 to 2864 code for a protein of 905 amino acids.
CGAGGACCUAGGAACGAAACACUAACCAUUAGAAACAUUUGCAGAAGACACUGUAAGGAAGAACAUAAGACAGAGAAAAACACAAAGACUUAUAAUUGUACAAGAAAUCUACAAAUCCAGCUCUGGAGAAAGCCUCCUUCUCCAAAAUGGAUAUGAUUCCCCUCACCUGGGUUUUCUUAGCUCUCUACUUCUCAGGACAUGAAGUGAGAGGCCAACCAGACCAGCCCUGUGGAGGUCGUUUGAAUUCCAAAGACGCUGGCUACAUCACCUCCCCGGGUUACCCCCAGGAUUACCCGUCGCACCAGAACUGCGAGUGGAUUGUUUACGCCCCUGAACCCAACCAGAAGAUUGUCCUCAACUUCAACCCUCACUUCGAAAUUGAGAAGCACGACUGCAAGUAUGACUUCAUUGAGAUUCGGGAUGGGGACAGUGAAUCCGCAGACCUCCUGGGAAAGCACUGUGGGAACAUCGCCCCACCCACCAUCAUCUCCUCCGGCUCCGUGCUCUACAUCAAGUUCACCUCCGACUACGCCCGGCAGGGGGCAGGCUUCUCUCUCCGCUACGAGAUCUUCAAGACAGGUUCUGAAGAUUGUUCAAAGAACUUCACAAGCCCCAACGGGACCAUCGAGUCCCCCGGCUUUCCUGAGAAGUACCCACACAACUUGGACUGCACCUUUACCAUCCUGGCCAAACCCAAGAUGGAGAUCAUCCUGCAGUUUCUGACCUUUGACCUGGAGCACGACCCUUUGCAGGUGGGAGAGGGAGACUGCAAGUAUGAUUGGCUGGACAUCUGGGACGGCAUUCCGCAUGUUGGUCCCCUUAUUGGCAAGUACUGCGGGACCAAGACACCCUCUGAACUCCGUUCAUCGACGGGCAUCCUCUCUCUGACCUUUCACACUGACAUGGCAGUGGCCAAGGAUGGCUUCUCUGCCCGUUACUACUUGGUCCACCAAGAGCCGCUAGAGAACUUUCAGUGCAACGUCCCUCUGGGAAUGGAGUCCGGCCGGAUUGCUAAUGAACAGAUCAGUGCCUCAUCUACCUACUCAGAUGGAAGGUGGACACCUCAACAAAGCCGGCUUCAUGGAGAUGACAAUGGCUGGACACCCAACUUGGAUUCCAGCAAGGAGUAUCUCCAGGUGGACCUACGCUUUCUAACCAUGCUUACGGCCAUUGCAACACAGGGAGCAAUUUCCAGGGAAACCCAGAAUGGCUACUAUGUCAAAUCUUACAAGCUGGAAGCCAGCACUAAUGGGGAAGACUGGAUGGUAUACCGGCACGGCAAAAACCACAAGGUAUUCCAAGCCAACAAUGACGCUACUGAGGUGGUUCUGAACAAGCUCCACACGCCCCUGCUGACGAGGUUUGUCAGGGUCCGCCCGCAGACUUGGCACUCAGGCAUUGCCCUACGGCUGGAGCUCUUUGGCUGCCGGGUCACAGAUGCCCCCUGCUCCAACAUGCUGGGGAUGCUCUCAGGCCUCAUCGCUGACUCUCAGAUCUCGGCCUCCUCCACCCGGGAGUAUCUCUGGGGCCCCAGUGCCGCCCGCCUGGUCAGCAGCCGCUCAGGCUGGUUUCCCCGGAUCCCUCAGGCCCAGCCAGGUGAGGAGUGGCUUCAGGUGGACCUGGGAGCACCCAAGAUGGUGAAAGGCGUCAUCAUCCAAGGGGCCCGAGGAGGAGACAGCAUCACUGCCGUGGAAGCCAGAGCAUUUGUGCGCAAGUUCAAAGUCUCCUACAGCCUAAACGGCAAGGACUGGGAGCAUAUCCUGGACCCCAGGACCCAGCAGCCAAAGCUGUUUGAAGGGAACAUGCACUAUGACACCCCUGACAUCCGAAGGUUCGACCCCGUGCCAGCGCAGUACGUGCGCGUGUAUCCUGAGAGGUGGUCUCCAGCCGGGAUUGGGAUGCGGCUGGAGGUGCUGGGCUGUGACUGGACAGACUCAAAGCCCACGGCAGAGACGCUGGGACCCACUGUGAAGAGCGAAGAGACCACCACCCCAUAUCCCAUCGACGAGGAAGCCACAGAGUGUGAGGAGAACUGCAGCUUUGAGGAUGACAAAGAUUUGCAGCUCCCUUCAGGAUUCAACUGCAACUUUGAUUUCCCUGAGGAGCCCUGCGGUUGGAUGUAUGACCAUGCCAAGUGGCUCAGGAGCACCUGGACCAGCAGCUCCACCCCAGACCACCAGACAUUUCCAGAUGACAGGAAUUUCUUGCGGCUGCAGAGUGAUGGCCGGAGAGAGGGCCAGUACGCCCGGCUCAUCAGCCCACCCGUGCACCUGCCCCGGAGUCCAGUGUGCAUGGAGUUCCAGUACCAAGCCACAGGUGGCCGCGUGGCGCUGCAGGUGGUGCGUGAAGCCAGCCAGGAGAGCAAGCUCCUCUGGGUCAUUCGCGAGGACCAGGGCAGCGAGUGGAAACAUGGGCGGAUCAUCUUGCCCAGCUACGACAUGGAGUAUCAGAUUGUGUUUGAAGGAGUUAUAGGAAAAGGACGUUCGGGAGAAAUUGCCCUUGAUGACAUCCGGAUAAGCACUGAUGUUCCACUGGAGAACUGUAUGGAACCCAUCUCAGCUUUUGCAGGUGAGAAUUUUAAAGGGGGCACCCUCCUACCAGGGACCGAGCCCACAGUGGACACGGUGCCCGUGCAGCCCAUCCCAGCCUACUGGUAUUACGUAAUGGCCGCCGGGGGCGCCGUGCUGGUGCUGGUCUCCGUCGCGCUGGCCCUGGUGCUCCACUACCACCGGUUCCGCUAUGCGGCCAAGAAGACCGAUCACUCCAUCACCUACAAAACCUCCCAGUACACCAACGGGGCCCCUCUGGCGGUGGAGCCCACCCUAACCAUUAAACUAGAGCAAGACCGCAGCUCGCACUGCUGAGGGCCGAAGCAAGGACAGCACCCAAAACAAACGAGAAAGACUGCAAACACGUUGCCUCGAUUUUGCACUUUUUUCUCCUCGCAUAGUCUCUGUGUGAACUCUUCAGACACCUUUCUCCCUCGGGGCCCAAACCCCGGGCACUCUUAUCCAUCCCCAUCAUUCUCCUUGGAUUCCUUUAUUUCAUCCCCCUUUCGUUGAUUCCAAACCAUCCAACCCCAAGUCUAAUGCUGCAUCUUGGAGUCUGAGAAGAGAGACACCCCUAAGGCCUUCACGACUCCAGGCUCAGCUGGUUUCCUUCCAGAGACUGGUCCCCAUCUCCUUCCUUUGCCUUACCCAUACCUCCUCUUGGUGGGCAGCUGCCAGGAGACUUGAGGGGAAGCCUGGACCUUUGCGUUCGUAUGGAGUGUACCUUUGCAUGUGUGAAUAGUUGUGUGUGUGCGUGUGUGUGUGAGAAAGAGAGGCUGGUUUGUUAUGGGGUGGGGAGUGUAUGGGCAUGUUCAGAGAGGGCCCCCUUUAAGUCUUGUGUUACUUCUCCAAGAGUACAUUUUACAGGAAAAUAAUAUACUGUACUAGUUUUGUUUACUUGGAGAAGAGAUUGAAGCUUUUUGUUGCCUUAUCUAGCUCUGGCUGGGUUUCUGUUGGCUACCACUGUCAUCUCCAGGUACCUGAGAAGCUAGAGGCCACACGAAAUGAACUGUGGCCCCUCCUAUCCCUACCCCCAUUCCCAACCCGCCCGACCUGAGAGGCAGCUUCCCACCCACGAUGCACUCAGAUGUGACCCUUUGUCACGUCUCUUGGUACCUUUGAAGUAACAAGGUACCACCACUGAGUGCGUGUGGAACCAUCCUUACUUCCAGCCCUGAAGCAAAUCUGUCUCAUGUUGCCUUAUAAAAGAGAAGCUCAUAAUGAAUGUUUAGCUUUUAUCAGUUAAGUCCCAUCUUGGAAUAAGUCAUAGAAAAGAACAGAUCUGAGACUGAUGAAGGAAAACAGUCGUCUGUUUGGAUCAGGAGGAUGUGGAGGAGAGAAGGGAGAAGGAAGGACCGAGCGUUUUCUUUCAAGUCUCCUACCCCAGGGGGAUUCACUGUGCCCAGCUGGGGAUGGAGCUGAUGAGGUCAAAAAUCGUAUUCUUUGGUAUUAUGUUGGUCAUUGUAGUAAUGUUUGUAAAAUACGGGGGAAAAGGGAUCAUUUGCUUUCCUUUCAUGGUGUCAGUGUCUGAAUCUAUAGCCACUAAAAUAUAAGGCUGUCCACCUGACUUAUUUAAAUAUUAUGAGAGAAUAAAAAGUAAUCAUUUUUUAAAUGUACAAGUGUGCUACCCCUUAAAGCAUUCAUAGCAUCUGGCAAAUACACCCUCAUUGGCUGGCCUGGCAUUUCCAGCUGUUGCUGCCUCAUCAGGAGAAGGUGUAAUGAAGGUAAAUCUACUGCUGCCCAUUCAUCCUCUUUAAACAGCACAGGGAGAGGGGUGCUGGAGAUGAAUUGCCUAAUGAUAUUAUACGAAGAAUGGAUUCAAUAAUGAAAUCAAUUUCAUUGAUAGAAAAUGCGUAUUUUAAUGAGAUUCUCAGUGUACUGGGGCUCAGCCUUAGGGGUGUUUAUUUCUCACCCUCCUGCUAGGAAUCCACUGGGGAAGUAUAAGAAUCUCUCCAAAGACGGUUGCCUGGGAUGAAAGCCUCCAGGUACCAUCUGAAAACAAAAUACUAAUGAUUUUUUUUUGGCUGCUUGGGAGAGAGACUCUUAGCAUUUUUUCAGAAUAUCCACGCAGGUCCCUCCAGCACACAGACUCACUUUGCAUUUGGUUUGUUUCAUCCUCCUGAAAGAACUGCUCUCCCACUCUUAAUUCUAUUUCAAAGAGCUACUCUUUCUCAACCACAGCAGCCCUGCCAAGAAAAGGGAAGAUGAAAGGCUAGAGCAUGAGUUACCUUGAGAUUUCAAGAAGUGUCCUACCCUAGCUGAGGAUGCAAAAAGAAAUGGGAGGAGGAGGAGGGGCCGGAGCCCAGGACGCCCUGUGAUGGCUUCCAUGCCAGUCACUAGGGGCUUUUUAUCUCAGGAGUUCACAUCCGGUCAUGCGUUUGGGGCCAGGCAUUCCCUUGAAAUGAUUGACAUCCCUGCAGGCGCCCCAAAGAGGCGUGUGUCAGGAAAUCAUACCUGGAAAAUCCAGCCAGUGUAGCAACUGUCUGAGUUACCAUAUACCCUUGAGGAUUGCCCUUCUUUAAAAGAAAAUGACAACGUUGUGAAUUUGCUGUGUCUUUAUCUGCUGCCCCGUGUGGCAUCGUCUUUGUGUACAUGCCAUAGUUGAGGAUGUGAGACUGCUCAAAUCUCUGUGGAUGCACUUCAGCUGGGGAUGUCACACCUCUCUCUCUUUCUCCUUCUCCCCACCCAUCCCAGCAACUUUCAUAGUAUUAUCCAGGUACUAUGCUAAAAGGGCAGCUCUCCUAUAAAAUCAUGGCUUGCAGCUUUAAAAAGCAAAUUCUGUAUUUCAAAGAGGGAGGGAAGGAUCACUCUCUUCUAAGAAAAAUAGACUGGACAGAUGAAUGCAUGCAUGCAUGUGUUUAGAGUUGCUUCUCAGAAGACAAAGUGGGGAUAGCAACUGUUUCAAUAUAAAUGAAUCAAUGAAUGCAUUGAAGGUCUAGCCUCGGCUGGUAAAAUUUUGCCUUAAUAGAGAUUUCAUGUCAACAGCUCCGGAAAAGCAACCCUUAUCUCUGGAGUGAAAAGUCCCUUCCUUGAAAUUAUGCUAGCAGUUGUUAUCCUCUAAUCACUGGUGAAGGCAGAAAAAAGAAAAAAAAAAAGCAUUGUAACAUUGCCAUUGAUGAAACAGGAUGCUGAAAAUGUAACAAAAUUGUCUUUCCCUUAUCCCACAUUUUUGGGAUUAAAGCCAGAAUAGGAUAGAAAAUCCAGUAAUAUUUCUGAGGUUGAUAACCCAUCUUUAAAGUGACCCUGUCUUUAAAGUGAAACUAGCAGGCAAGCAAACACCUAAAUAAUCAAACAUUACCAAAGAACAACAACAAAACAAGAAAACUUAAAGAUUUUUACUUCCUAUUCUUAUCCCCUCUCCCUAAAACUGUGACAUCUCUUGCAUUGCUCAGUUGCCUGUGUGUCAAAAUAACUUGUGGACAUUGGAAACUAUUUGAAAAUGUAUUGUGUGGAAUGUAAUAAAAUGAUGAUAUUUUUAUACAAA